This is a messenger RNA of Manis pentadactyla (Chinese pangolin), 4771 nucleotides long. RefSeq names its product ER lipid raft associated 2 (gene ERLIN2). The record is from RefSeq and is a predicted model, not a curated record. NCBI's taxonomy places the organism in Eukaryota, Metazoa, Chordata, Mammalia, Pholidota, Manidae. Gene Ontology annotation, biological process: SREBP signaling pathway. Gene Ontology annotation, cellular component: endoplasmic reticulum; endoplasmic reticulum membrane. The transcript is spliced from 12 exons. The coding region runs from base 553 to 1572 and encodes 339 amino acids. Gene Ontology annotation, molecular function: ubiquitin protein ligase binding; cholesterol binding.
GGGAAUGAGUCUCAGAUGCCGGCUUUUGCGCGUUCUGAACGCGGUGACACCCAGGAGCCCAGUCUUCCCAGCCCGGGAACCCCCUUUCUCCUCUAACCACGGUCUGUGGACCUGUGAGGCGUGCGGGAGGGAGUGUGGCUUCGGUCUGGUUCAGAGCUCUCUCCCGUUUAGGGCCAAAGGAAUAACGGGGAAGGUGGAUGAAAGGCCAGAGAAUCCUACCAGGAAACUUGGUCGCAUGCUGUCUGUCACUCCAGCAUCUGAAAGGAGUAAAUAACGGUUUCCUUUGAAAUGCCAGGCAAUUAGGACUGGGAGGCUCUGACCAGAAUUACAUAGCCACAACCGCCUGUCAUUUGACAUCCUCUGUAAUUUGGGCCAACACACUGCAGCUGCCUCUCUUCCCUCUUACCAGCAUGAGUGGCUCCAGUGACAGCAUAUUCGCGUUCACAGGAAGAGAAGGCUGUGUUCUGACCGCUCCCGAAUUGACCCUGGUUCUCCCGCAGGCCCCAGCUGUAUCUGGAGCCACUGCCUCUUCCAUGAGGAUACCGCUCACGGAUGGCUCCGCUGGGAGCAGUUGUGGCUGUAACUGCCAGUUUCUUUUGUGCAUCUCUCUUCUCGGCUGUGCACAAGAUAGAAGAGGGCCAUAUUGGGGUAUAUUACAGAGGUGGUGCACUGCUGACCUCCACCAGCGGCCCCGGUUUCCACCUCAUGCUCCCCUUCAUCACAUCAUAUAAAUCUGUACAGACCACGCUGCAGACUGACGAGGUGAAGAAUGUACCUUGUGGGACUAGUGGUGGUGUGAUGAUCUACUUUGACAGAAUUGAAGUGGUGAACUUCCUGGUCCCAAACGCAGUGUACGAUAUAGUGAAGAACUAUACUGCCGACUACGACAAGGCUCUCAUCUUCAACAAGAUCCACCAUGAACUGAACCAGUUCUGCAGCGUGCACACACUUCAGGAGGUCUACAUCGAGCUCUUUGAUCAGAUUGAUGAAAAUCUCAAACUGGCUUUGCAACAGGAUCUGACCUCCAUGGCUCCCGGGCUUGUCAUCCAAGCUGUGCGGGUGACAAAGCCCAAUAUACCUGAGGCGAUCCGCAGAAACUACGAGUUGAUGGAAAGCGAGAAGACAAAGCUGCUCAUUGCGGCGCAGAAGCAGAAGGUGGUGGAGAAGGAGGCCGAGACAGAGCGGAAGAAGGCCCUCAUCGAGGCGGAAAAAGUGGCUCAGGUUGCAGAAAUCACCUAUGGACAGAAGGUGAUGGAGAAGGAGACUGAGAAGAAGAUUUCAGAAAUUGAAGAUGCCGCGUUUCUGGCCCGGGAGAAGGCAAAGGCCGAUGCAGAGUGCUACACAGCUAUGAAGAUAGCUGAGGCAAAUAAGCUGAAGCUGACCCCUGAGUAUCUGCAGCUGAUGAAGUACAAGGCCAUUGCCUCCAACAGCAAGAUUUACUUUGGCAAAGACAUCCCUGACAUGUUUGUGGACUCUGCAGGCACUCUGGGAAAGCAGUUUGAGGGGCUAACUGACAAGCUGAGUUUUGACUUAGAAGAUGAGCCACUGGAGGCAGACCCUGAGGAGAACUGAAGACUUUGUAAACAACCUCACAUGACACAUAAAGAGAUCUUUAUUUUUUAAUGAUGAACCAAGAUGCCUCUCCCUCCCCCACUACCUUCUGUGACUCUCCUCCACGUACUGUCAUGAGAAAAGAAGAAAUGGACCAAAAUCUAUUCCCCUUCCUGGGAAGAGGGGCAGAGUUUGAUGAUUGAGGGUUUUAUUCAGGUAAGUGGGUUAUAUGACUUCUGUUAAGAUUUGUAAAUGGUGGGGUUGACCUUUGACCUCCAGACACUGAUUUUAGCCCUUUGAAGCUGUGAUAAUUAGGGAUUCCAUCACUAAGGAGUGGGACAAAUAUAGUGUGUUGCCUCCAAGUGACUUGAUUUCCCUUACUUGGGAAAUACAGUCCAGUUUUCUCACCCCUGGCCUCCAAGUUGAGAGAUGCUUUGUGGGUGAGGCUCAGCAGCUGAGCGAAUGUGUUUGUCAGUUGGCCUCAGAGUUGUGGAGAAAUGUCUGCAGGGGCCAUUUGGCUUUCCUGGUGUUUUUGUCAGUGUGUACGUGUUAGGUUACGGGCAUGCUUUCUUGAUUCCUCGGGGGGAGAACUGGUGCUAGGGUUUGCAAGCUUUUCUAUACACUACCCUCCUUGUCCAGGGUUUAACGAGUGGUGCUUUCUGACUAAUUUCCAGAGUCAGGGUUUGGUCACCACCACACAAUUCUUUCUAAAUCUUUUCACCUAUUCUGUGAUUUGCUUUUUGCUUCUCCAUCUGUUCUUUGGCUCCACUCAGCAUCAAGAAGACAGGAAAAGUACUUCAAGCGUCUUAAUAGCUGCUGAAGUGGGAUCAUUGUGUCUGUUAGCCACUGCGGUACCUGCUUGGCAAUAUGUAUGUUCCUUGAGAUCAAGUGUCUUUUGUUGUGGAGAUUCUACACUGAAGCCCUCCUCUAGAGGAGGAAGAAGGCUCAUCCGAAAUAUUUCCGAGUCUUAUCCCCAUGGCUUGUGCUGGGAAUUUGUCUCACACCGUGAUAAUAAGGGAGCCAUUUGCUAAGUGGCAAGCGUUUUUAAAUCUGGGAUCGAGAUGACCACAGCGAGGUCAGACUGAAUGUUAAAUCUCCAGAGAUAGCUAUGUAGGUGCAAGUCACAGACCAUGCCCACGCCCAUUCUGAUGUUUUCUUACUCAUUGCUGAUGAGGAAAAUUUUGAAUCUCUCUGGGAGAUAUGGGAUGGGGAAGAGCAAACAUGAAAGAAAGGUUUUCUUAUGUCCUGAAACUGGAAUUGGGAGCGUGGGGAGGAGCGAGUGGCAGCCUGUGUAGGCCGUGAUUCUGUUCCAGACUGAAGUGGAGGGCAGCUAUCUGGAGCUAACUUGGAAGCAUAUUAGUGUCUCCAUGACGAGCUCUGGGUUAGGAUCUGGCCUUGUUAUUAGCUUUCCCCUCCCAAAACUCCCACUGUACCCCUCUUCCCUCAGUGAAACUACAAAUGAUACAUUCUGGCACAGGUCCCCACUCCUUUUGGGUCCCAUACCCAGACUUGUGGUUUAUCAUAUGGCCCCAGAAGUUGGGCCAGCUUGCUUCUGCAUAGGACCAGGCUUGUGGGGAGUUUGGGGAGCAUUCAGCCUGCUUAGGAAGAAACAAAACAUUAACUCCUCUUAAAACAAAUGUUACCCUUCUCUGUUUCAAUUCCUGGGACUAAGAAUUCUCAAGCCACUGGUCCUGGUUCCCUUUUGUGCAAGCAGCCAAAUGUUCCUGGGAGUGAUGGAUCUUAAUGUGCUCAGAAGUCUUGCAGAAGAUGGUCAGUCUCUCAAGACCAAAGUAGGAUAUCUAUUAUUAAGGCAUACGCACCCUUCUCCUAUUUCAGUGCCAUUUUCUACUUGUUAAGAGCAACCUAAUAUGUGACAUCCAGCAUCCCUGAUUUACACAUUUGUCUGCUCCCUCUCCUUUCCAUAAUUCUACUCUGAGAUUUGCUGCCCAGGCCUCAGAAAACACUGCUUCAGUACAAUGGCUUAAGUAGAAAGGGUAUCUCAGCCUGUCUGAAUAGAUGGUUUUCUCAGGUUCUCAACUCGAAAGCUAACUCAACUCAACUCUAACACUAACACCCUGUGAAGGCCUAUCCCUUGCAAAAAAUACUUUGAGCACAAGAGUCUCAGUACAGUAACGUCCUGCUGCACCUGCCCACCCCGAUGUCCAUGUUGCUUCUUCUAUAAACAAAAAAUGUAAAUGUUGUAGUACCCAUUAGUUUUAUGGUUGUCAGCUGUUUCCUCAGCAUGGGGCAGCUAACCAGUCUGCCUCUGUGACUUUGUUUCUUUAACACUUAUUAGAAAAUCUGAUCUCAAAACAUUUGAAUUCUAAACAUGUAAAAUGUGACAGCCUGCAGUUUUGUAGGCAGUAAAGUCAUGGCUGCUAUUUAUAAAUGAAACAUAUCAAAAUAGUAACUGUAAAAUGCAGUUUUUAUAGGAUUUUCCAAGUAAAAGUCCUUGGUUGAAUGUUUCUCAUUAAACUUUACAGAAGUGAUUCAUAUUCAGGACUGUUUUUAAUCGCUUUUUACUUUAAGGACAGAAUGUUUGCAAGGAAACCAGAGUUUGUUAAUAGUUUUUGUAAGACUCCAAUAAAGCAAAUUUGGAGGGUUCUGUGAUCAUAUUAUGUUGAAGAAGGGGGGAAAAAAACCACUGAAAGAAUUUUAGCAAUAAUUUAUCCAAAAAAAGAUAGUUUCUAAAUGAUCUGUUCCAAUUUCUAUGGGUUCAUGUUUCCUUCAACACUGAUAACUUUACCAUUUAUAAAAAAUAAAUAGUGAAAGUAAGUUUGUCAUAUUUACUGACUUAGCGGUUUGAUUGAGGAUAACAUGUAUCUUGGCUUGUAGCUUCUGUGACUGAACUUAACCACUACUUAUUUAGUUCUCUUCAGCAGGGUUCCAGCCACAGUUUAUAUUGUUUUUCUGUAAAAGAGGCGAUGGCCAACCGCUUUGUGUUUGUAUUUCCAGUCCUUUUUGGUUCUGCUCCUAUGAAAGCUGGUGGUGGAACAGUCGAACUAAUUCUACUUCCAGAGAGCCCCGAGGGCCUACUGACUGACCUCCCCCACCCCCAAGUAACUGGGAAAUAAUUUUUGUUAGAUGAAUCACUCUGUAAAUGGUAUGCUGGAUUAAUUGCCUUGAGCUGGAGGAAUUGUUUUGGACAACACUAAAGGUGUGAAUUUAUGUCUUAAUUUUAUUUUCAGUCUUGCUAAAUAAAAUGGGUCUUUGCAUUUGC